CCCUAAUAAAGAGCUGGCCACUACUGAACUUGAGCCUAAAGGUAAAUUGGAAAGAUUUGAAUGGGAGGCACAAACCAUCCUUAUCCCUAAGAGGAAGAGAAUAGAGAAUAAAUUUCAUUUGCUUUCCUUCCUCUGCCCUCACACUCUGUACCACAUCAUGUAUGUAAGGUCUUUCUGUCCAUGUCUUUAUUUUUCUGCUUAUAAAGUAUUUAUUGUAAUGUAAAUGUAAAAGGUUAUUAUAGGAAAUUCAGUCAUGUGAUGAAAACAAUAAAAUCACACAUAACCUCACCAUCUAAGAGUAACCACUGCUAACAUUUUGGUGUAUUUUCUUCCUUUUCUAUAUGCGUACGUUUUGUCCCACAAAGUUGAAAUCAUACAUACGUGUAAACAUAUAUUAAGUUUUAUAUUUUGAUUUUUCUCACUAAAAAUUAUAUAGUGAGUAUUUUCUGUUAUUUAAUUUUUCUUCAAAAAUGUGAUUGUUUAAAACAAGCUCAGAAUGAUGCCCCACUGUUGGACAUCAUGGUGUUGUUUUAGCUCCACUCUUCCACCACAAUUCCUUGCAAACACUUUUUUAGCCAACAAAUGCAGCUAUAAGAAAUAUUAAGUCUCACGGAGCUCUUUGCCAAGAUUUUGCCGCAACAGCUUGGUAAUAACAGUGUCACCAAGCCUUCUCCCUGGGGGCUGCCACACAACUGUGCCUUCCAAGACGUGCUGACUCCACCUCACUUGCUUCUCACCUGGCUGAUCAGGGAAACCAGCUGUGAUACAGAAUGUCUUUCUUUUUGGCGACUGUCAACAUACUUCUACUUGUUCAUGAUGCCGUGUCUACAGAAGAGUUACAGGCUCACCCUUUCACUGAUGUUACCCUCUCCUGCCAUUUCUCCUUUGUGGAGGGCCCAGAAAAUCUUGAGUUUUCUUGGGAAAGAGAAGACAUCAAAGAGGAAUAUGAGGUAGAGGAUGAUAAAGAAUAUUACCACUUUUUCAGGUACUAUGAUUUUUUUGAAGUUUUCUCAAAGCUGGUUUACCAGUUUCACAAUAACACAGAGCAACUAGAGGAUCAAAACUCCUUGUAUGAGGGAAGAGUCUCUGUAGAUCGGGCUGGAAUUUCUGAGGGGACUCUAUCACUUUUAUUAAGAAAUGUGGAUUUCAUGGAUGAAGCUAUCUACAAGUGCUCAGCCAUCACACCAUAUGGAAGAGGCGAAAGUACAAUUAAGCUAAUAGUAGAAGACUCUGAAAUGCCCCAGGUGCAGUUUGAUAGGAUUAAUGAUGAGGACGUGGCCAUGUGCAUCUCCAAGGGCUGGUACCUUGCACCCAAUGUGACCUGGCUGGACCGGGCAGAAAGGGAUCUGAGCAACCACAGUACUGUGGAGGUCCUGGAGGAGCAGAUGAAUGGCUUCUACAGGGUGUUCUCCAUCCUGAAAUACCCUGUCAAGUUAAAUGAGAAAUAUGUCUGCCGCAUAACAGAGACAGAUGUGAACAACCAGCCCUUCAGAAUCAUACGCAAGUACCCAAGGAGAAGGUAUCCUCAUACCUCUGACUACCGUUAAGAGAUUUGAAUCACAUCCACCCAAGGACCAAACUGUCCUGCCUUUAGCCACUGGAGCUCCUGGUUUUCUCUUGAGGAUGAUAUUCUUUUCGUCCUAGGCACCUGUCUGUCACAAACAGAAAAAAGUAAGGAAAUAACAGGUCCAGUGUGUUAGAUGUUGACUAAGACUAUAGGAGCUCCCUUAUUUUGUCUCUCUUAGGUCUGUAUGUUAAAGUCUUGUUGUUUUUUUAAUCUCUAAUUCUCUGUUUUAUUUAUAAGAUUUACUUUUAUUUGAACUUCUGCCUUUCACAUGUUAAGUUCUCUGGGUAAAACUUAAAAAUCUUAACUGCAAAAUGAAAGACGAUUAAAAGCUGAUGAACUAUC
This is a messenger RNA of Equus caballus (horse), 1909 nucleotides long. Its product is annotated as V-set domain-containing T-cell activation inhibitor 1-like. NCBI's taxonomy places the organism in Eukaryota, Metazoa, Chordata, Mammalia, Perissodactyla, Equidae. The record is from RefSeq and is a predicted model, not a curated record. Gene Ontology annotation, biological process: T cell receptor signaling pathway; regulation of cytokine production. Gene Ontology annotation, cellular component: external side of plasma membrane. Gene Ontology annotation, molecular function: signaling receptor binding.